AGUCAUGUGCUCGUAAGGCGCGCAUGGAUUGAGCCAAGCGGCGGGAUGGAGUCUCUGUGGUGUCCCGCGCUCGUCUUGGCCUUGGCCGGCUGCCUGUGCUGCUUCGCACCUGCCCGAGCCGACGGAAGCUUUGGUUGCCUGUUUGAAGAUGACCUUUGCCAAGCUUACGAGUUCUGUGUCAACGAUGGAGUAUUCGGGAGGUGUCAGGAGCUGGCUGGCGCAGACCUGAAUACGGAUGACGUGUCUUCCUCCGGCUUACUGCGUCUCAGGACUCUCUUGCAGAAACUGGCUCAUGGAGGUCUUGCGCGGCAGGACGACAUCACCCAGCAGGCCGUCUCCGGAGAGCUCCCCAAGCUGAGGAGCGGCGAUGCCCUCGGCCGUCAGGGAGCAUCGGAAGUGCACCUCGGGUCCUACGGCGGGACGGCGGGGAGGAAAGAGAGGCCCGGAGAGGCCGAGUUGAGCCGGGACCUUCAGCGCUUCCUGAAAGGUUCUGGUUUCCCGCCACGGCUGCAGCCCGGAGUCCAACAAGAGGCGGCUAGUAUUCGAAACGAAGGCGUAAGCGAUUAUGACCAGCGCCCUCCGCCAAAGUCAGCUUGGAAGGAGACCAGCGUCUACAGUCUGCAGAAGGCAGCCAACCAAGCCCCAAUCACCAAGAUCUUCUCUCAGAGCGGCGAGGGCAGGCACCCCGAGCUUAGCGCCUCCUACAGGCCCCUCUCCAACCCCCUGGGGCAGCUCCUCACACAAGGCGGACCAACAGGGUCCAAAGGGAAGCUCCGGUACCUUGGCUACGUGCGUCCGCCGCCAGAUGAGGUCCACCUGGCUUUUCGUCCCAAAUCUCCGAAAGCCAAGCCGGAUGGACUGUUGCUCAGGAGCGGGUCCGAGCGACCGACGGCCAAGAAGCCGCCUCAUUUCACCGACGAUCUUCUGAUCCAAGAUAUGGUCAACCGUUUGGGAGGACACGGUUUAAACAUGGAGCCUUGGAUGGCCAAAGACCUGGAGCAGCUGGCCAGCAUCAUCAGCGGCGCUCUGCGGGGAGCCCAGGCGGUGCAAGCCCAGGAGGGAGACGGCGAGCUUAGGGCUGACGGCGAGCUUAGGGCUGACGUGGAGCCCGACCAAGUCUUGAGCGUAAAAGCGGAGAAAGUCAACCGGAAAGACGCUUGGAAAGUUGGACAAGGCCAACGAGAAGAUGGCACGGCCAACAAGAACCCCGUUGACCAGCAUACGGCCAUUUUCUCCAAGCUCCUCAACUACCUCGACAAGAUGGGUGACUCCUCUGAGGUCCAACCUGCUCCCGCUGAAAAAGCGGCGGGCCUGGAGAGCGUCCGGAGCCGGACCUCGCAGUCCCAAGGCGCGGAAAAAAGCAAAGCGUCAGCUCCCAGCGAAGCCUCGGCCUCACGUCUGAGCGGCGGCGGCGGCGCGGCGGCCCUGCCUGACGCUUUGCAACAGGCGCACUCCCAGAUGGAGACGUGGAUGCGCAAGCCUGCCGCCAAUGACAUCAAAGUGAAAACUCAGCUGGUCCACGUCGCAGUCAAGGAGUUUUCCAGCAGAGGGAAGGACAGACAUUUUGGAUACAUCAUAACCGCCGGCUCGGACUCCCUCACCUCGGAGCAGGCGGUGGACCUGAUGGAACGGCUCACCCGGGAGCUGCACCUCCACGCCGCAGACCUCACGCAGCUAUCGGAGAGCAAGUCAGCCGCAGACUCCCGACCGUACAGCGGCCACGUUCUCGGCCCGGCGUUGACUUUCCGGGUGGGCCCAAACUCCGCCAAUGUAACCACAGCGGACCUGGUGACAAUUGCAGUCCGAGGGAAGAAGCAGCUGGAGAAGGAAACAGGCCUGAAGAUAGUGGAGGCUGGAGUCAGUGACAGGGGCAGCCUGAACCACAUCCCGGUGGUGAAAGAGACCCGGGUGGAGUCGGGUCAGCUGGUGGUUCUGUCGGUGCUGUGCGUGCUCUUCAUCCUGGUGGUGCUGGCCGUGUCGGCCAUCUUUUUCUGCGUUCGCCAGCGCUCCCACCUGCGCAUGAAGGAGAAACUCUCCGGUUUGGGCACUGACGCCAGCAGCGAUGCCACGGCAACCUAUCAGGAGCUGUGUCGCCAGCGCAUGGCCGUCCGGGCGUCGGAGCGUCCGGAGACCCUGCGCCACUCGCGCCUCAACAGCGUGUCGUCCCAGUUCAGCGACGGCCCCGGGGCCGGCAGCCCGUCCACGCGCAGCAGCACCUCCUCCUGGUGCGAGGAGCCCGUGCUGUCCAACAUGGACAUCUCCACAGGUCACAUGAUACUGUCGUACAUGGAGGACCACUUGAAGAACAAGAACCGUCUGGAGCGCGAGUGGGAGGCCCUGCGCUCGUACCAGGCGGAACCGGGCACCUGCAGCGUGGCGCGGAGCGAGCAGAGCACCGGGAAGAACCGCUCAGACGCCGUGCUAGCGUAUGAUCAUUCCAGAAUCACCUUGAAAGCUGACAAUAACCACAGCGGCUCCGAUUACAUCAACGCCAGUCCAAUCAUGGACCACGACCCCCGCAACCCCACUUACAUCGCCUCGCAGGGCCCGCUUCCCUCCACCGUGGCUGACUUUUGGCAGAUGGUGUGGGAGAGCGGCUGCGUGGUGGUGCUCAUGCUCACCCCCGUCUCGGAGAACGGCGUCAAGCAGUGUCACCGCUACUGGCCGGACGAAGGCUCCGACGUCUACCACUUCUACGAGGUCAACCUGGUUUCCGAGCACAUCUGGUGCGAGGACUUCCUGGUCCGAAGCUUCUACCUGAAGAACCUGCACACCAAUGAGACGCGCACCGUCACGCAGUUCCACUUCCUCUCCUGGAUGGAUCACGGCGUCCCCAGCUCGGCACGUAGCCUCUUGGACUUCCGCAGAAAGGUUAACAAGUGCUACCGAGGUCGAUCUUGCCCCAUUAUUGUUCACUGCAGCGACGGCGCUGGCAGGAGUGGCACUUACAUUCUGAUUGACAUGGUCCUCAACCGGAUGGCAAAAGGUGCUAAAGAGAUUGAUAUUGCCGCUAGCCUGGAGCACUUGAGAGACCAGAGAGCCGGAAUGGUCCACACAAAGGAGCAGUUUGAGUUUGCGCUGACGGCCGUGGCCGAGGAGGUGAACGCCAUCCUCAAAGCCAUGCCUCAAUGAGUUGACUGCUCUGCUCUGCUCUUAUUCAUCUGCUUCCUCAAGCUGUCUCUCUGUAGAUCUAGAUUCAUCAAUAUAUAUAUAGAUAUAGCUGAGCACUCUUAUUGGGUGUGCGGGCCGCAGUGGCCAAAGAUUGCGUUCAGGUACGGGCAGUCGGUCCGGGCUAGGAGGGGACGCUCGAGUAAUCAACGGUAGGGACCCGAAUGCAGCCUUUUCGUGCCACUGGCGAGCUUUGCCGUCAUGUCGAGUGAACACUUCCAGAGAUGUAAAGAAAUAUAUAUUUAAAAAGAAUCCAACAUAUACACUUGUAUGGAUAUGUACAGUUGACUAUACGGAUUGAAAUAUUGCGUCAUUAUUUUUGGAACAAUUCGAGCAAGCAAUUAGCAGGGAAGCGCCAAACAAGAACACAUCUCCCACCGACUCUUCUCCUCGUACGUAUAUUACGCCUUUCUUUUUCAAACCAUUUGACACUUAUGAGACCGCUCCUUGCCGAGCAUUGGCGUAAAUAUCGACGUGCUAAAAAGUCAACUCGCGAUACAACUGCAUCCGUCCGUCCGUCCGUCCGUCCGUCGCCGGUCGACACCGCGUGACCACCAAUAAGAACGAGAAGUCGCGUUUUGUCCUCUUAUGGCUACCAAGUGCUCUGCUAGUAACGUGCUUGUUGUAUUUCUGUAUUGCGGAUGCAUUGUGCUAUGCUGUGCAACAUGACAAUGAUAUGACGCUCUUGCUCUGCACUAACCUUCAUUGAUAGUAAAGGUCAAUUCAAAGCCAAA
Molecule: messenger RNA, 3902 nt
Organism: Syngnathus typhle (broad-nosed pipefish)
Lineage: Eukaryota; Metazoa; Chordata; Actinopteri; Syngnathiformes; Syngnathidae
Gene: ptprn2
Product: protein tyrosine phosphatase receptor type N2
Exons: 23
Coding region: 46-3132 (1028 amino acids)
Biological process (GO): protein dephosphorylation
Cellular component (GO): secretory granule
Molecular function (GO): protein tyrosine phosphatase activity
Source: RefSeq, a predicted model, not a curated record